AUGAAAAAGAUAUUUUAUUUCAACUGUUUUAUAGGACCUCAUUCUGGUCAAAAUGGUCCAUGGCCUAGUGGAUUUGGUGGCCCUAAUGGGUUUGGACCUGGCAAUGGAUUAGGCCCAGGCGGUAAUGGACUAGGACCAGGAGGUAAUGGAUUAGGACCAAAUGGACUGCCUGCAGGACAUGGACUUGGACCUAAUGGAUUAGGUCCUGGGGAUGGAUCAGGAUUUGGACCAGAUGGGCAUGGAUUCCCACUUGGACUUGGACAUGGAGGACCUGGAUCAGGACCAGGGGGACCAUUUGGACCUGGGCAACCAUUUGGACCAGGAGGACAAUUUGGACCAGGAGGACCUGGAUCAGGACCAGGAGGACCAUUUGCACCUGGGGGACCAUUUGGACCAGGAGGACCAUUUGGACCAGGAGGACAAUUUGGACCAGGACACGGACCUGGGGGAGAACCAUUUGGACCAGGGGGACCAUUUGGACCUGGAGGACCAUUCGGACCAGGAGGACCAUUAGGACCUGGAUCAGGAUCAGGAGGACCUGGAUCAGGACCAGGAGGACCAUUUGGACCUGGGGGACCAUUUGGACCAGGAGGACCAUUUGGACCAGGGGGAGAAUUUGGACCAGAAAACACUGGACCUGGAGGACCAUUUGGACGAGGGGGACCAUUCGGACCAGGGGGACCAUUUGGGCCAGGAGGAGAAUUUGGACCAGGAGGACCUGGAUCAAGACCAGGAGGACCAUUUGGACCUGGGGGACCAUUUGGACCAGGAGGACCAUUUGGACCAGGAGGAGAAUUUGGACCUGAAAACACUGGACCUGGAGGACCAUUUGGACCAGGAGGUCCAUUUGGACCAGGAGGACCAUUUGGACCAGGAGGGCCUGGAUCAAGACCAGGAGGACCAUUUGGACCUGGGGGACCAUUUGCACCAGGGGGGCCAUUUGGACCAGGAGGAGAAUUUGGACCAGAAAAUAGUGGACCUGGAGGACCAUUUGGACCAGGGGGACCAUUUGGACCAGGAGGGCCAUUUGGACCAGGACACGGAGGACCUGGAGGAGGACCAUCUAGAAAUAGGGGAGGACCAGGAAAUGGAAGAGGACCAUUUGGGCCAGGAAAUGGGAGAGGACCUGGAAGAGGAGGUCCACUUAAUGGAAGAAAUAAUUUAGGCCCUGGCAAUACUGGGCUUGAAGGUCCGCUUACUGGUCCACUUGCGAAUAUUUUCCCCGAUGGAUUAUCGGGAAACCCAAAUAUGACAGCUUUAUGUGCGCUUUGCGAUAAAAGCAAUCUUACUGGUCCCUUAGGCCCAGGCAAUGGGCUGGGACCUGGCGGCAGCACAGGAGCGCAACCUGGAGAUGGCAAAGCAGUUCCAUUGGAUUGUAUUACUAGUCCUUGGGGAUCAUGGAGUGGACCAGAUCAAACUGGAACCUUUUCUAGAGUCAGAUUCGUAAAGAGACCUCCUAUUAACGGUGGAAAGAAAUGUCCCGACCUCAUUGAACAAAAGAAAGUUGCUCUUGACUGCAUUGUCAGUGACUGGGCACCAUGGACAAAACCAGAUCAAACUGGAACCAUUACACGUAUCCGUAUGCAGGUCAGACCUUCUGUCAAUGGCGGAAAAGAUUGUCCAAACAUGAUAGAAUCCAAGAAAGAACCCUUACCAUGUAUUGUUGGUGAAUGGGGACCAUGGAGUGCUACAGAUGACACUGGUGGCUCUUCUCGUGUUCGUAACGUUGUCAGAAUCAACAUCAAUGGUGGACCUGAAUGUCCAGAAUUGAUUGAAAAUAAGAAAAAUCCAUUGCCAUGUAUUAUGUCUACCUGGUCUAGCUGGGUUGGUCCUGAUGCUUCUGGUACUUUGUAUAGAUACAGACAUGUCAUUAGACCUUCCAUGAAUGGUGGAGAGAAAUGUGAUGAUCUCAUAGAGCUUAAGAAAGGACCACUACCAUGUAUUAUGUCUGACUGGACCGCAUGGAGUGCACCUGAUGCCACAGGAAGUAGAUACAGAGUAAGAUAUGUUAUCAGACCUGCAUUGAAUGGAGGCAAAGAAUGUGAAGAUGAUGAUCUCAUGGAUACUACCAAAGUUCCACUACCAUGUAUUAUGUCUGAAUGGACAACAUGGAGUGCACCUGAUGCCACAGGAACCAAAUACAGAGUAAGAUACAUGAUCAGACCUCCACUUAAUGGAGGCGAGAAAUGUGACGACCUCAUUGAGAUUGGCAAAGUACCUCUGCCAUGUAUCAUGGGUCCAUGGUCUAGUUGGGUCGGACCAGACCAGACUGGAACUAUGUACAGAUACAGACAAGUAAUUAGACCAGCUCUUAAUGGUGGUGAAAAAUGUGACGACUUGAUGACAGUCAAGAAAGUCUCUCUACCAUGUAUUGUUGGGGACUGGACUGCCUGGAGUCAACCAGAUCCAUCUGGAUCUAGAUACAGGUAUAGACCAGUGCUUCGUCCAGCUCUUAAUGGCGGAAAAGAUUGUCCAGAAGAACUUAUUGACACUACCAAAGUACCUCUGCCAUGUAUCAUGAGUGACUGGAGUAGCUGGGUUGGACCAGAUGCCACAGGAACCAUGUACAGAGUCAGAUAUGUAAUCAGACCUGAUCUCAAUGGUGGCAAGAAAUGUGAUGAUCUUCUGGACCUCAAGAAAGUACCACUGCCAUGUAUUAUGGGUCCAUGGACUGAAUGGAGUAAACCUGAUGAAUCUGGAACAAGAUACAGAGUUAGACCAAUGCUAAGACCUCCACUUAAUGGUGGAAAAGAAUGUGAUGACCUCCUUCAAAUUGGCAAAGUACCACUCCCAUGUAUCAUGUCUGACUGGACAGCAUGGAGUGCACCUGAUGCCUCUGGAGCUAGUUACAGAGUAAGAUAUGUGAUCAGACCUGACUUGAAUGGUGGAAAGAAAUGUGAUGAUGAUCUUCUUCAAAUUAACAAAGAACCACUGCCAUGUAUCAUGUCUGACUGGUCUAGCUGGGUUGGACCUGAUGCUUCAGGAACAAGAUACAGAGUAAGAUAUGUCAUAAGACCUGCUUUGAAUGGUGGAAAAGAAUGUGAAGAUGUAAUGCAACUUACCAAAGUACCACUGCCAUGCAUUGUCAGUGACUGGACCGAAUGGACUAAACCUGAUGCCAGUGGAGCCUCAUACAGAGUAAGAUAUGUGAUCAGACCUGGUUUGAAUGGUGGAAAAGAUUGCCCAGAAGAUGUUAUGCAACUUAAGAAAGAACCACUGCCAUGUAUCAUGAGUGACUGGUCCGCUUGGAGUUCACCAGAUGAAACAGGAACCACAUACAGAGUCAGAUAUGUAAUCAGACCUGCUCUUAAUGGUGGUAAAGAAUGUGAAGAUCUUUUACAACUCAACAAAGUACCACUGCCAUGCAUUGCUGGUCCUUGGUCUGAAUGGAGCAAACCUGAUUCCACUGGAACCAGAUAUAAAUCCAGAAUGACAUUGAGACCUAAUUUGAAUGGAGGAAAAGAAUGUCCAGAUCUUCUUCAAUUAACUAAAGUACCUCUGCCAUGUCUGAUGAGCCCAUGGACUGCAUGGACUAAACCAGACGCCACAGGAACCACAUAUAGAGUAAGAUAUGUACUCAGACCUUCUGUUAAUGGUGGUAAAGAAUGUGAAGACCUUAUGGAACUCAACAAAGUACCAUUGCCUUGUAUUAUCAGUGAAUGGACAUACUGGAGCAAACCUGAUGCCACAGGAUCUAGAUACAGAGUUAGAUAUGUGGUCAGACCUGGACUUAAUGGUGGAAAAGAAUGUGAAGAUCUCAUGGAAAUCAGCAAAGUACCAUUGCCAUGCAUUGUCAGUGAAUGGACAGCUUGGAGUGCACCUGAUGCGACAGGAGGCAGAUACAGAGUCAGAUAUGUGAUCAGACCUGGUCUAAAUGGUGGCAAAGAAUGUCCAGACCUCAUUGAGAUUACCAAAGAACCACUGCCAUGUUUUAUGAGUGACUGGAGUAAAUGGGUUGGACCAGAUGCAUCUGGAACUAUGUACAGAUACAGAUAUGUUGUCAGACCUGCUCUUAAUGGUGGCAAAGAAUGUGAAGAUCUUCUUCAACUCAAGAAAGUACCACUUCCAUGUCUCAUGUCUGACUGGACCGAAUGGAGUGCACCUGAUGCUACAGGAUCAAGAUACAGAGUAAGAUAUGUGAUAAGACCAGCCCUUAAUGGUGGAAAAGAAUGUGAAGAUCUCUUGCAGAUUGGCAAAGUACCAUUGCCAUGUAUUAUGUCUGACUGGUCCGCAUGGAGUGCACCUGAUGCCACAGGAUCUACUUAUAGAGCUAGAUAUGUAAUCAGACCUGGUCUCAAUGGCGGCAAAGAAUGUGAAGAUUUACUUCAAAUUAAAAAAGUACCAUUGCCAUGCAUCAUUUCCGACUGGACCACAUGGAGUGCACCUGAUGCCUCAGGAACCAGAUACAGAGUUAGAUAUACCAUCAGACCUGCUUUGAAUGGUGCUAAAUGUGGAGAAGAUCUAAUUGAUGUUGCCAAAGUACCACUGCCAUGUAUCAUGUCUGACUGGUCUGACUGGAGUGCACCUGAUUCCACAGGAACAAGAUUCAGAGUAAGGUACAUGAUCAGACCUCCACUUAAUGGUGGCAAAGAAUGUGACGAUCUCAUCCAACUUGGCAAAGUACCACUUCCAUGUCUUAUGUCUGACUGGACCACAUGGAGUGCACCUGAUGCUACAGGAACCAGAUACAGAGUAAGAUAUAUGACAAGACCUGCAUUGAAUGGCGGCAAAGAAUGUGAAGACCUCAUCCAACUUGGCAAAGUACCACUUCCAUGUAUUAUGGGACCUUGGAGUAAAUGGGUGGGACCAGAUGCAACUGGUACCGUGUACAGAUUCAGAAUGAUGGUACGACCAGCUCUUAAUGGCGGAAAAGAAUGUGAAGAUCUUAUUCAACUCAAGAAAGAACCACUUCCAUGUAUUGUGUCUGACUGGACCGAAUGGAGUGCACCUGAUGCUACAGGAUCAAGAUACAGAGUAAGAUAUAUGGUUAGACCAGCACUUAAUGGCGGAAAAGAAUGUGCAGACCUCAUACAGAUUGGCAAAGUACCACUUCCAUGUAUCAUGUCCGACUGGACCGACUGGAGUGCACCUGAUGCCACAGGAACCUCAUACAGAGUAAGAUAUGUCCUUAGACCUGCCCUCAACGGCGGCAAAGAAUGUGAAGAUCUCAUGCAACUCAAAAAAUUACCACUGCCAUGUAUCAUGAGUGAAUGGACCGCAUGGAGUGCACCUGAUGCCACAGGAACCACAUACAGAUCAAGAAUGGUACUCAGACCAGCUCUUAAUGGUGGAAAAGAAUGUGAAGAUCUUCUCCAACUCAACAAAGUACCACUGCCAUGUAUUGUUGGUGACUGGACCACAUGGUCAGCACCUGAUUCCACUGGAGGCAGAUUCAGAUUCAGAAUGACUUUGAGACCAGCAUUGAAUGGAGGAAAAGAAUGUCCUGACCUUCUACAAAUAAGCAAAGUACCUCUGCCAUGUCUUAUGAGCCCAUGGACUGCAUGGACUAAACCAGAUGCUUCUGGAACAAUAUACAGAGUUAGAAUGGUACUCAGACCUGCUCUUAAUGGUGGCAAAGAAUGUGAAGACCUUAUGCAACUUAACAAAGUUCCACUGCCAUGUAUCAUGAGUGAAUGGACAGCAUGGACCAAACCUGACGCAUCAGGAACUGUAUUCAGAGUCAGAUAUGUAGUCAGACCAUCAGUUAAUGGUGGCAAAGAAUGUGAAGAUCUUCUCCAACUUAAGAAAGACAAACUGCCAUGUAUCAUGAGUGACUGGAGUGCAUGGUCCAAACCUGAUGCUUCAGGAACCAGAUUCAGAGUAAGAUAUGUGAUCAGACCUUCACUUAAUGGUGGAAAAGAAUGUGAAGACCUUCUUCAAAUCGGCAAAGUACCUCUGCCAUGUAUUAUGAGUGACUGGUCCGAUUGGAGUGCACCAGAUGCAACAGGAACAUCAUACAGAGCCCGAUAUGUUAUCAGACCUGCUCUCAAUGGUGGCAAAGAAUGUGAAGACCUUCUCCAAGUUAAGAAAUUACCUCUGCCAUGUAUCAUGAGCGAAUGGACUGCAUGGAGUGCACCUGAUGCCACAGGAACCACAUACAGAGUUAGAAUGGUACUCAGACCAGCUCUUAAUAGCGGCAAAGAAUGUGAAGAUCUUAUGCAACUCAACAAAGUACCACUACCAUGUAUUGUCAGUGACUGGACCACAUGGUCAGCACCUGAUGCUACAGGAUCAAGAUACCGAGUCAGAUAUACAGUCAGACCAGCACUUAAUGGUGGAAAAGAAUGUCCAGAUCUCAUGCAGAUUGCCAAAGUACCACUUCCAUGUAUCAUGUCCGACUGGACUGCAUGGGCUGGACCUGAUGCCACUGGAACAUUCUACAGAUACAGAUAUGUUGUAAGACCUGCUCUUAAUGGCGGCAAAGAAUGUGACGACCUUCUACAACUUAAAAAGGGACCAUUACCAUGUAUCAUGUCCGACUGGACAGCAUGGAGUGCACCUGAUGCCACAGGAACAAGAUACAGAGUAAGAUAUGUUGUCAGACCAGCAUUGAAUGGUGGAAAAGAAUGUGAAGAUCUCAUCCAAAUUGGCAAAGUACCACUGCCAUGUAUUGUCAGUGAAUGGACCGCAUGGUCAGCACCUGAUGCUACAGGAACAAGAUAUAGAGUCAGAUACACACUCAGACCUGCACUUAAUGGCGGAAAAGAAUGCCCAGAUCUCAUCCAAAUUGGCAAAGUACCACUGCCAUGUCUUAUGAGUGACUGGACCAAAUGGAGUGCACCUGAUGCCACAGGAACAAUUUACAGAUAUAGAUAUGUUGUCAGACCUGCUCUUAAUGGUGGCAAAGAAUGUGAAGAUCUUCUUCAACUCAAAAAAGUACCACUUCCAUGUAUCAUGUCCGACUGGACAACAUGGAGUGCACCUGAUGCUACAGGAUCUAGAUAUAGAGUAAGAUAUAUGGUCAGACCUGCUUUGAAUGGUGGAAAAGAAUGUGACGACCUCAUUCAACUUACUAAAGUACCUCUGCCAUGUCUUAUGAGUGACUGGACCAAAUGGAGUGCACCGGAUGCCACAGGAACCACAUACAGAUACAGAUAUGUUGUCAGACCAGCUCUUAAUGGCGGCAAAGAAUGUGAAGACCUUCUUCAACUCAAAAAAGUACCACUACCAUGUAUCAUGUCCGACUGGUCUGCAUGGAGUGCACCUGAUGCUACUGGAACCACAUACAGAUUUAGAAUGGUACUCAGACCUGCCCUCAAUGGCGGCAAAGAAUGUGAAGACCUUCUCCAACUCAACAAAGUACCUCUGCCAUGUCUCAUGAGUGAUUGGACCAAAUGGAGUGCACCUGAUGCAACAGGAACCACAUACAGAUAUAGAUAUGUUGUCAGACCUGCUCUUAAUGGUGGCAAAGAAUGUGAAGACCUUAUGCAACUCAAGAAAGUACAACUGCCAUGUAUCAUGAGUGACUGGACCAAAUGGACUGCACCUGAUGCCACAGGAACCACAUUCAGAGUUAGAAUGGUAGUCAGACCUGCUCUUAAUGGUGGCAAAGAAUGUGAAGACCUUAUGCAACUCAAAAAAGUACAAUUGCCAUGUAUUGUCAGUGAAUGGACCGCAUGGUCAGCACCUGAUGCUACAGGAACAAGAUAUAGAGUCAGAUACACACUCAGACCUUCACUUAAUGGCGGAAAAGAAUGCCCAGAUCUCAUGCAGAUCGGCAAAGUACCACUGCCAUGUAUCAUGAGUGACUGGACCGCAUGGACAGCACCUGAUGCCACUGGAACAGUCUACAGAGUUAGAUAUGUUGUCAGACCUGCUCUAAACGAAGGCAAAGAAUGUGAAGACCUCAUGCAACUCAGAAAAGUACCACUUCCAUGUAUUGUCAGCGAUUGGUCAACAUGGUCAGCACCUGAUGCCACAGGAACUAGAUUUAGAUUCAGAUAUACAGUCAGACCUGCACUUAAUGGUGGCAAAGAAUGUCAAGAUCUCCUCCAAAUUGGCAAAGUACCACUGCCAUGUAUCAUGAGUGAUUGGACCGCAUGGAGUGCACCUGAUGCCACAGGAACCAUAUACAGAUUCAGAAUGGUAGUACGACCUGCUCUGAAUGGUGGCAAAGAAUGUGAAGAUCUUCUACAACUUAAAAAAGUACCUCUGCCAUGUAUUAUGUCUGACUGGUCCGCAUGGAGUGCACCUGAUGCCUCAGGAACAAUAUACAGAGUAAGAUAUGUUGUCAGACCUGCUCUUAAUGGAGGCAAAGAAUGUGAAGACCUCAUGCAACUCAACAAAGUACAACUGCCAUGUAUUAUGUCUGACUGGACUGCAUGGACAGCACCUGAUGCCACUGGAUCAAGAUUUAGAUACAGAUAUAUGGUCAGACCUGCACUUAAUAGCGGCAAAGAAUGUGCCGAUCUCUUACAGUUAGCUAAAGUACCACUGCCAUGUAUCAUGAGUGACUGGACCGCAUGGACAGCACCUGAUGCCACUGGAACAGUCUACAGAGUUAGAUAUGUUGUCAGACCUGCUCUUAACGAAGGCAAAGAAUGUGAAGACCUCAUGCAACUCAGAAAAGUACCACUUCCAUGUAUUGUCAGUGACUGGUCAGCAUGGUCAGCACCUGAUGCUACAGGAUCAAGAUAUAGAGUUAGAUACAUGGUCAGACCAGCACUUAAUGGUGGAAAAGAAUGUGCAGAUCUUAUGCAACUCACCAAAGUGCCAUUGCCUUGCAUCAUGAGUGAAUGGACUAAAUUCUCAGCACCUGAUGCCACAGGAACAAUUUACAGAUACAGAUAUGUUGUCAGACCUGCUCUUAAUGGCGGCAAAGAAUGUGAAGAUCUUCUUCAACUCAAAAAAGUACCACUUCCAUGUAUCAUGUCUGGCUGGUCUGACUGGAGUGCACCAGAUGCUUCAGGAUCAAGAUUCAGAGUAAGAUAUGUUUUGAGACCAGCAUUGAAUGGCGGCAAAGAAUGUGAAGAUCUCAUCCAACUUGGCAAAGGCUUGACAAAAAGACACAAUAGUGACUUUCUCAUUGUUAAAGACCAUAUCUGA
Messenger RNA from Mytilus trossulus (common blue mussel), 9045 nucleotides. RefSeq lists its product as uncharacterized. Lineage: Eukaryota; Metazoa; Mollusca; Bivalvia; Mytilida; Mytilidae. Bases 1 to 9045 code for a protein of 3014 amino acids. The transcript is spliced from 59 exons. The record is from RefSeq and is a predicted model, not a curated record.